Messenger RNA from Myxocyprinus asiaticus (Chinese sucker), 2064 nucleotides. Its product is annotated as transmembrane protein 184C-like. Gene Ontology annotation, molecular function: transporter activity. Gene Ontology annotation, biological process: transport. NCBI's taxonomy places the organism in Eukaryota, Metazoa, Chordata, Actinopteri, Cypriniformes, Catostomidae. The record is from RefSeq and is a predicted model, not a curated record. The transcript is spliced from 10 exons. Bases 117 to 1439 code for a protein of 440 amino acids.
UUUGCUUACUGAGUCGUGCGUGAUCGAGCAUCUUCCGUUCGAGCCCAUCUGUCAUAACAGUAACAUCGGUUUCGUCAGCGAUGGUGACCGGGUAACCGGAGCUGUGUCGGGUAAAGAUGCCGGUGUGCUGCGGGAACUGGCGGCGCUGGAUUCGGCCGCUGGUCGCGCUGUUGUUCGCGCUGGUGCUGGCGGUGGCGCUGCCGCUGUGCGUGUGGGAGCUGCGGAGAUCUGAGGUGGGCACACACAGUAAGGCAUGGUUCAUCGCAGGUGUGUUUGUGUUUAUGACAAUCCCGAUCUCACUGUGGGGUAUCUUACAACACCUGGUGCACUACACACAACCUGAGCUACAAAAACCCAUCAUCAGAAUUCUCUGGAUGGUUCCCAUAUACAGCUUAGACAGUUGGAUCGCUUUAAAAUACCCCAAGAUCGCGAUCUACGUGGACACGUGUCGGGAAUGCUACGAGGCGUAUGUCAUCUACAACUUCCUGAUGUUCCUGUUAAACUUUCUGGAGAAUCAGUAUCCCAGUCUGGUGCUCAUAAUGGAGGUGCAGGAACAGAAACCCCUGCUGCCCCCCCUCUGCUGCUGCCCGCCGUGGGCCAUGGGAGAGGUUCUGUUGUUCAGAUGUAAACUUGGAGUUCUGCAGUACACGGCAGUGAGACCUGUUACAACAAUCAUAGCACUUGUUUGUCAGCUGUGUGGUGUUUAUGAUGAAGGUAAUUUCAGCUUCAGGAACGCCUGGACGUACCUCGUUAUCGUCAACAACGUCUCACAACUGUUUGCGAUGUACUGUCUGCUGCUGUUCUAUCGCACGCUGAGAGAAGAGCUCAAACCGCUGAGACCCGUCAGCAAACUGCUGUGUGUGAAGAUGGUGGUCUUCGUUUCAUUUUGGCAGGCGGUGCUGAUCGCUCUUCUAGUGAAGGUCGGUGUGAUCUCAGACAAACACACGUGGGACUGGGACAGUGUAGAAGCUGUAGCCACAGGAUUACAGGACUUUAUUAUUUGUAUAGAGAUGUUUGUGGCAGCAAUCGCUCAUCAUUACAGUUUCAGUAGUCGUCCGUAUGUUUGUGAGGAUGACGAGGGUUCGUGUUUUGACUCGCUGCUCGCCAUGCUGGACGUGUCCGACAUUCGUGCAGAUAUCUCAGAACAAGUGCGCAAUGUUGGUCAUACAGUGUUAGGUCGCCCUCGUAAGCUGUUUUUCGGCUCUGAAUCUGAUGUUGUGCAGGGAGAACACACCGGUCUGCUCAUCGGGACAUCACAUGACCGACUGUCCUCUGACCAUCACUCAGUCCCCGCCUCCCCACGGGGGCGUUACCAGGGGCUGGGCUACACGGACACGCCCCACUCUAUCUCCGCCCCCGAGGGAUUCACAUCCUCCUCGUGGGAGAGUGACAGUGACUCAGGGCCUCUGACAGCCAAAGAGUCCCAGCACAGGAUAUGAGGAGCCACAGAAAAAUAAAGAUUCACAGUCAAUUUACACUCACACAUACAGUUAAGAGCUAUUCACACUAAGAGCAAUGCAGCAAAAUCGAACCCAAGCUCUGGUCCAAAACCAGUCACUGUCUACAUAGGCAGCUACCUUCUAAGGGAGCAUCACCACUAUUAUGGCACCUCAAAAGUGACUGAAUUUUACUAUUAUAGGUUUUGGAAACAAAGCUGGCAUGUGAUGCAAACUUUUGUCUGUGUCUGAGAAAGGUUUGCAUACCUAAACGAAAGCAAAAUGUGCUCAUUUGCUUUAUCUACUUGGUCUUUGAUUUUUAAUUUUACUUUUAUGAAAGGAAAGAAAAAAAGAUCUACUCUGGAAAAAAGAGUUUCAUUGCAAUGCAACUGACUGCACUUAAUGUGAAUAGGUUUUUACAUACUCACACAUGCAGCACAUACACAUUUCCAUGUUUAAAAUACAUGAGAUAUUUCGAUCUGUUUUCUAUAUUUAGUAUUGUGUAUUGUUAAUGAAGGUGAUGUUUUUAAAUCAAUCAGUAACACCAUGAUGUUUUAUGAGUGCUGUACUAAUGAUAUUUGUGAUAUUUACUGUUUUAUCAAUAUAUAAACAAUCAUUGUUUACCAAU